AUGGCAUUCGGCGAACCCACUCGCGCGCCGAUCACGAAGUUCGCGAAUGCACCUGUCAAACAACAACCUUAUAGACAAAGACAACAAAAUAGGGAAUUCCCGCCAUCGCGGCCUUGGAAUUUUGACGGGCAGACUUGUCGUCAGGAACAAGAUCUGGCAAGAAAGGAGGGCUCUGCGCGUCCAGAUUUCAGGAACAGAGCAGAAACACAAAAUAAUUCUGGAUUUCAGCGAUUUGGUCCGACGCGAGGUCGACAGGCACGACUGCAAGACAACGGCAUCCAGCGAGACUACGACUCCCGCAACCAGGGGCCGAGCACAUCAUUGACGCGGUCCUCUCGACCUCGAGGCUGGGAAGAAAACCAAUCAACAUUCCACUCGGACCCGCCAACACAGGAGACUUUUUCGCUUCAGGAUCCCUCAACCACACCUCACUUCAGGCAUCCGCCGCGCGACGCAGUAGAGGGCGCGCUACUAUCCCAGGAGCGAUUGCCAGCGCAGGCGAGGAAUCCUGACGAGGUGACUGGAAACUUCGAUCUUGCCAGCACAUCUCGACUCGCUGAUUUGGGAAUCUGCGACUACAACUGGCUGAACAAUUGGACGCGCUUGGUUGCAUCUACUUGGAACGGCCAGAGCGACUUCCAGCUUCGAUCCGACCAGAUCGAGGACACGAUAGCUGAAGCCCACGAGCUACUCAUCUCCGAAGAUCUGCUCGGAAGGAGGGUCAUUGAAGUUCUGGACGAUCUCAAAGCGUGGCUCGGUGAGAAAUUCUCCUAUCAGAGAAUAUCAGAUCCAGCAUUAGAUUGUGCAACACGCAGCAUGCCGACCCCAAGCGUGCCCGGAGCGCAAUUGGGCCAAUUUCUGGUGCUUGUCAAUGGCUUCAUCCAGCACAAGAACGAAGAUGGUCUCUCAAAUUGUGUGAGGAUCGAGCCUCCCUUUCUGAAUGAAUACGCCGUCAUGAUCAACGAGCUACACCAGCUGUAUCCAAAAGGAAGUGAGAGUGCUCUUGAGGAUGAGUGUCGGCGAGUCCUGAGUGCAGCACGAGAGGGUGUGGAUGGAAGUGGCACCUGGACACCAUUCAUACUCUUCAUGCUGCAGUAUCUCGUGUACCUCAGGGACUACGAGGACGGUACGGAGCAUAUCUUGGAGACCUUUGAUCGUCUGAGCUUGCUACAAAAACGAGCGAACAGCGCUCUUAACCACACCUUGGGCUAUUUGAUGCUGCAUAUCGUGGUCACCAGUGCUAAAUUCGUCAGCUACCUGGCCAUCACGCUGGACAAGAAUCCACAGAUGGUACGAAAUCGCAACAAGGCCAGUACUCAAGACGAGGGAUCUCAAGCCGAGUCCCUGGCGGAGGGAGCGGUGAACAACCUUCGGGAUGCCUUCAACACUUGCGCAACUGAUCGUCUGGCUCAUGUGGACAGCAAUGGCAAACCAGAUGGUCGGAAAAGAGGAAUCUAUCUCAUCGCCAACAUCUGCCUGAAAAUUCUGUUUCAAUGUCGGAAGACCAACAAUGCCACAACCUUUUUCGACAGCAUCGACACACACUCCCCACCGCUCAGUGCAUAUCCCAAAGCUCAGCGAGUGACAUAUCUCUACUAUCUUGGCCGAUUCCACUUCCAACACAGUCAUUUCUACCGAGCGUAUCUGGCACUACAACAAGCCCACAGUGAGAGUCCCACGAAUGGAACUUGCAUCAGUCAAAGACGGCAGAUCCUCGUCUAUUUGAUGGCCAGCAGCAUCAUUUGUGGCCGCCUGCCGUCAGACACACUAUUCCAGCAUCUCCCCGAAGCGCAGGGAAUGUACGAGCAUUUCGCACCACUCCUAUCGGCAAUCAGGAGUGGAAAUUUGGCAGGAUUCCGACGAGCCAUGGACUUCAACAGUCCACACGCCGCAUUCUUCCUCAAACAUCGCAUCUUCCUCCAACUGCGGAAUCGCUGCGAGGUCCUCGUCUGGCGCAGUCUAGUCCGCAGAACAUGGAUACUCACAGGGACUCGCUUMGAUGCCACAGCUGGUAGCAAUGCACCACUCAUCGAAGGCCACAACUUGGUAAACGCCUUCUACGUCCUCGAGAAGCAAGUCCAAGAUCCCGCAGAGGCGACUCAUAUCAGUUCCGACUUUCACGGGGCAGACAUCGAAGAGGAUGCGGAAGCCCUCCUUCCAAAUACUACCUCUGUGCGAUCGAUUGUUAGCUCGUUGAUUGAACAAGGGCUGAUUCGAGGGUGGUUUGUUGCCAAGUCGGGAAAGUUUGUCAUUACUGGUGUCAAGUCGUAUAACGGCAGUGAGCUUGCGGCAGGCUUCCCUGCGCCGUGGGCGGUAAUCAGCAAUAAGGCUGACAAGAACGUCCCCGGCUGGAAGAGGGAUGAUGGUGGAGGGCAUGGCGGACGUGGGAAAGUUAUUCACUUGACGAGCGCGAGGGCGGUUGGAUCUUGA
This is a messenger RNA of Ramularia collo-cygni, 2430 nucleotides long. RefSeq lists its product as uncharacterized. Bases 1 to 2430 code for a protein of 809 amino acids. Gene Ontology annotation, biological process: transcription elongation by RNA polymerase II; post-transcriptional tethering of RNA polymerase II gene DNA at nuclear periphery; poly(A)+ mRNA export from nucleus. Lineage: Eukaryota; Fungi; Ascomycota; Dothideomycetes; Mycosphaerellales; Mycosphaerellaceae. The transcript has 2 exons. The record is from RefSeq and is a predicted model, not a curated record. Gene Ontology annotation, cellular component: transcription export complex 2. Gene Ontology annotation, molecular function: double-stranded DNA binding; RNA binding.